Messenger RNA from Diaporthe citri, 1557 nucleotides. RefSeq lists its product as uncharacterized. Gene Ontology annotation, biological process: cellular response to pH. The transcript is spliced from 2 exons. Gene Ontology annotation, cellular component: plasma membrane. NCBI's taxonomy places the organism in Eukaryota, Fungi, Ascomycota, Sordariomycetes, Diaporthales, Diaporthaceae. Bases 1 to 1557 code for a protein of 518 amino acids. The record is from RefSeq and is a predicted model, not a curated record.
AUGCCCUACCCGUUCGUCCUCCCCACGACCUCAGCCUUCUCCUACUCCUCGAGCUUGACCUGCGAAUCGCACCCCUCCCUCCCUCUCUCAGCGAGCACCCAACGCGGUGUCGUCCGAGAUGUUCUCAAGAAACACAAGCGAUCCUCUCCACAGUCGCAAAGCGCCAACCUGCCGACCAUCAUCUCUGCCAUAACAGGCUAUCUUCCGUACCUGCUCGCCGUCGACUCGGGCCUGAACCACCGCACCAUCGGCAAUGGCCUCGAGAUCUUCAGCAUCAUCCAGCGGUCCAACGUGCCCCUGAAUAUCGAGUGGCGGCCCUCGCUAGCAGACGUCUUCAUCCCAGGAAAGAAGGAGAACGCGAGGGUCAAGAUUCACAGCCUGGAGCACGAGGUCGCCUUCGUGCUGGCUACCCUGGGCUACACCUACACCCUCCUGGCACGCACAGCCCUCCACCCGCUCUUCUCUACCACCACCACAGAGGACCUGUACGCCAUCGGCUCGCAGCCGCGCCAGGCCGCCAUAUCGACGGCGACCAAGCACCUCCUCGACGCUGCCAGUGUGUACGACCACCUCGCGCGCCGUGCCGAGCGGCCUCACGGCUCCCACCUCUCCUCACCACCAUGCGCAGACGUAUCAGCCGCCACCGCACGGGCGCAAAGCGAGCUGGCACUCGCCGAGGCAACCCUGCUCGCCGUGCUCAAGGAUGACCCGUACCCGGCGGUGGUGGCGCAGGACAGGAACCAGAACGACAAGGAGUGGAUGUACAAGGCGCCAGACAUACCAAAGGUGCGGGCACACCUGUUUGCUAGACUGUGUGUCGCCGCGGCGGAGCACGCAGCCAAGGCGCACUCGCUCUGCGCGUCACAAGGAGGAGGGGGAGGGCCAAUUGGUGGCGGCAGCAUACGGUUCGGCAGCAAGAAGAGUAAAGAGGAAGGGGAAGACUCAGGUAGCGGCGGCGGCGGCGGAGGAGGUAGCACCGGCAAACUGAACGAGGGCUUCAUCAAAUAUCUUGAAGACCUGCGGCGCACGAGCAGGGCAAAGGCAUGCCGCUUCUUCGGCAUUGACGCCGAGCUGGGCGGGCAGACGGGCAACGCGAUCGGGUGGCUGCACGCGGCGUACCAGGAGCUAGGCGUCGAGGUCAAGGACCCGUCAAAGAAGUCAUCGGGGCUCGGAAGGCUCAAGAAGGAGUGGUCAGAGAAGCGGGAGGACCGCCGCGUGGAGAAGGGCACGACAUGGGGCGCUGACGCCGGGAAGCUGGAGGAGACGCGCGUGAUCGAGAUGCUGGAAGCCAAAUGGUCCAAGCAAAAUGACACGAUAUUCACCCAGGCCAUCACUCCCGCGGGUACCCUGCUUGCCCAGAUGCCCUCGGCGCGCGAGAUUCACACCCUGAAGCCCUUCGACGUCCCGGUGCUGGACAACCUCACACUGAAUGCUAUGCGCGCGCCACCGGACCGCAGCGACGACUUUGGAGACGAGAACAGCUCGGACGAGGAAACUGUCGUGCCCAGUCGGCAGGCCCCUGGCGCGUAUCCCGGCAGCGUAUCAUCAUACUAUUAA